AUGCAACAAAAAAUUAAUUCCAUCCUAUUUUAUAAAUUAUCUGCGCUUAUCCUUUUAAUUUGGAUAUGUCAUUUUUAUUGUCAUAUAGGUACUAUUAACAUAUCAUUGGAUGAGGACUUGACACCAUGUCGAAGAUUAUAUACAAGAAGUUAUCGUUUACUAGCAAAAUAUAAACAGAAUAAGGAUUCGAUUAUUUUAGAUUUAAAAGAUGAAAAACCAUUCAAUGGAGAGGGGGAAAAAGGAAAAAACAAACAUUCUAAUAGAAGGCCACUAAAUAAGGCGCAAUACUAUACAGAAGUUAUAGAUUAUAAUAAUAGUAUGUUUGACGGUAAACACUUCCAUUUUGAAAGAAAAUUAGUUAAAAAAAAGGACUAUGAUGAUUUUCUUGAAAAAAAGAGAAGAAUUUGUAAUAUAGCUUUAAAAAAAAUAAAAUUUAAGAAUUAUGGAUUUGGAGUUAGUAUAUUUUCCCUUUUCUUCUUUUUGGGAAUAGGAUUACCAAUAUUACAAGCAUUUAACUACUUGAAAACUGCAGGAGAUUGGAUUAAAGAUUCAUUAUUUUUGAGCGGGGCAUGGACUGCAGUUGAAACUGCCUUGGGUGGAGCAAAAGAACAUUUUUUUCUAAUAUCAUUUGUAACACUGAUUAUUAUAUUGUCUGUUAUAGUUCUAAUAGCGUUAUAUAAAAUCCUAAAAAAUAAUGAAAACUAUAAAAAAAUUAAGUUAAUGGCUGAUUUAAAUGAUUAA
Messenger RNA from Plasmodium malariae, 741 nucleotides. Its product is annotated as fam-m protein. Bases 1 to 741 code for a protein of 246 amino acids. The record is from RefSeq and is a predicted model, not a curated record. NCBI's taxonomy places the organism in Eukaryota, Apicomplexa, Aconoidasida, Haemosporida, Plasmodiidae. The transcript has 2 exons.